AGGUGUGAGUCAAAUUUCUCGGUCCCCACUCGUUCUCUCCCCAUCCCGAGAAUGUGUAGGUUGAGCUGCAGUACUAUUGCAGGAUUUCCAUGUCAAGACUUAUCUCUUGCCUUUUCUCAAGCAGUAACACGAGAUCGCGCAUUAUGUUUUGGUCGCCCCACACCUCGAACUCUCUUCUCUCACUCUACCCUAAGUGACUUUCAUACGAGGUUGUCAUGCCUAUGCAGCCUAGUAAGUUUUUUCAGCACCUAAUUGUACUUUUUUCGCCUGGUGUACAACUUUUUCAAUGAGCUAAGCGAGACUCGUCUCUCUUCGUUUUUCCACAUUUCCUCGAUUUUCCCAGAAUUAAGAAUGAAGUUCUCCCACGCCAAACUGCAUCACCGCACUCAGAUGCGUUUUCUGCAUUAUCGCAGAACGCAGACGCAUUUUGUGCGACGUUGGUUCUGAUUCUAAGCACGCAUUCCUCCGCCAGGCCUCAACGAACAAAGGCAAUGGACCCAGUCACGGCGCAGACACGACGGUGACGUUGAGUUAAAAUCCACGGUGCCGCACAAAAAUUAGAAUUGCGAUGAGUAGGGCACAGAACAACACUCUUUCCGGGCCGUGUUCCAGCCGACGGCUGGCCGCGCACACUUGUUGUCCAGUACAACAACUGUGGCCAUUUUUACUACUUGUCUUCCUCGUCUUCGCACCAAUGCCAACAGUCGCGCAGCAAGCUCUGACCAUCGAGGAGGUGUCCUCCCGAUCGCCGUACGUCAACGCUUUUCCCGUCCACUUGCGGUUGACGUGGCAAACCAACAUUCCGACCACCAGUUUGGACGUGAAGUGCUGCGUGACUGCUGUGAAGGGCACCAUGGACAGCUCGCGGACCGAGCUGUACCUGGACCUGCGCACCGCCAACAACGGCGUGUCCUUUGACGCCGGGCAAGCGAACUGGCACUUUCUGCCCCGGAUCCCCUACUACCUGAGCGACAACACCACCCAGGCCACCGCGUUCCAACACUGUGGGUUGCUGGACCCGAGCAUCGAGCUGUACUUCGACAGCGACAACAUCCGGCAACUGCGGAAUCCCGAGAUCUCGGUGUACCAGUUCACGAUCCCCGGGUCGCUGAUUACGGCGAACAACCCGACCCUGGUCUUCGACUUGCGGAACGCGGCGAACCCGCUGGAGGCAAACGCAGACACGGCCGAAUUCGCCUCCAUCACCGUGUCGCACUCCAAUCUGCGCUCCGCGAGCGGGCGGCGGCAGAACGUGUACCACUGGGCUUCGAUGGAGGUGCUGAAGUUUCAGGUGCAGCCGAACUUCUACGCGCAAACUUCCGCCACGUUGGAGCUCACCUUUCGGUUGCGGGGGUUGAAACAAAGGAAAAGACUGCCGGGCAACAGCUGGAUCUCCCUGAACGCGCCGAUCGGCUGGAGGUUUUCCCUGCAGUCGCAGAUCGUGGUGUACCAGCCGGACCUCACGAGCGACAGUUUUCCAGUUUUGUUCACCGACUGCGGGAGGAUCGGAAAUGUGUGCACGGGCGGGUACCUGGGCGCGCAGUUGUCGGCGACGUACGAGUACAACAACCGCGAUUGGGAGUCGCAAUUGCGGAGCCUCGUGUUUCCGAACUCUCCGCACGUCGACGCGGCGACGUAUUUCGACUACAGUCAGAACACCAGCCAGGUGUACGUCCUUGGUCAGGCGGCCGGGAACGAGGUGGUUACGUACGUGAAUACGACCUCCUGGGACAGCUUGCCUAUCAAAUGUAAAAAUGUCUGGGUCUGGAAAAUUGCGAGAUUUGUCAUGCAGAUUUUCCAUGACCCAUGAGGUCUGGAAUGCGGGGCCUAGCAUGACAGAGUCUGUGAGGUCUCUGCCAUGCCUAUCCCGCAUGAGAAACUACCUCCCAACUUGGUCGAAAGUGGACAGCUUUUGGCACUCAUGCAACACAGAUUUUGACUUUUGCACUAUUUGGAUUUAGCAUGACUUUUCCAGACCCAGACAUUUUUGCAUUUGAUAUUGCCCAUGGCGGACCCAACCGCAUGGUCGGCGGUGCCGGCGCAGGCCCGGUACAAGCGGGCGGUGAUUCAGGAUGUGAACACGGGGGAUUUGCAGUUCUCGGUGGACGACACGGUGCUGCUGCGCGUCAGGGUGACGAACGUGGAAUCUCCCGGGAACAAGGCAAGCAACGCUGCGGACGAGUUGGCGAUGAACACGUGGACCUUUCACUACGGGUUGAUCCAGUCCACCGCACUGGACAAGAGACUGGCCACGGUCACGGUACGGGCGCGCGACGUGAUGCUGGAGGCGAUGGAGGUGAGUGUGAAGGUGAAAGGCUUUCAGUCGUCCGCAACGACGCCCGAUGCCUUCACCAUCUCCUCGGCCCCCUAUGCCUCACUGGUGCAGCUGGUUUUCACCGUGUCAAAAGCAAUCGCAACGAGCAGCAGAAAGAACUACUUCUAUCUGUGGACGCCAGCGGUUUCUGAGCAAGGAAACACGUGGAAAUUUUCCAGCAGCAAUUGCAAGGGCGAUCUCGGGGUACUGAACUGCUACAAUCUGGAUUUUGCCUCGGCGGGAACGAAUUCGUUGGUCCAUUCGCUGGCGACGAGCUACUUCACGGUCUUUGGCGAAACAGUUUUAGAUACGACGUCUGGAGGAAGUGCGUUGCAGUUUUCUAUGUUCGCGACAAGCCCGAAACCUGGGUACAGUUCAAAUGCGAAUUGGCGGCUCUCUUUGUCCGAGGAUGGGACGACUUUCGCGAAAAUUUUGAAUCACGCCAACGGGGUUUCGCACGCGAGUCUGACGCUCGUCGAGCUCCAGGAUUUCAACGCGGUCAAUUUGAAUUUCAUCUCGAUGCACACCAGUGCCGUCACCCCGCCCCCACUGUCGUUCGCGCCGAAGUUUAGCGUGUCCGCGAUCCCGGCCAUUCUCACCACCAGCACCAUUGUCGAGUUCCAGUUCCAGCUGCGCAAGUUGGACUUGGCCAGAACGAGUGCGCGGGCGACGUCAGUAGAAGCCACCAUGACGGGAUUGCGGCUCACGGGCCCGUGUGAAAUCAAAUCCUACAAAAAUGGAUUCAACUUAGCCAAGGUGGAAACCGGAAUCGCCGAUUCCGGGCACACGCUUUUUAUUCCAAUGGCGCACGUAAAAUUGAGCAGCAACAACGAUGCUAGGAUUAUGGUAGAAGUUGAGGUGUGCGCCAGUGCUUUGGCGCCAGCGAAUGCAGUGUCUCUUGGGCAACCGGAUUUUGGAGCAGCAGUGGGAACUGGAAACGCGUUUUUGUACACAAACGCGGAGGUGGCGGGGAAGUGGAAUCUAGAAGUGAUCGGAACGGGCAACGCGGUCCUGGAUCUCGCGACGGUCGCACAUUUUUCCGUUGCGACGCACGCCUGGGACCAGCGGUCCUCUUUUUCGGCCAUUUCGGAGAACAGGGUAGUCUUCCAAAUCUACCUACCCGCCACGACGUCGCUAGACCCACUCACGUUCACGAUCCGCGUCAACGGCUUGACCCUCUCUGCCUGCACCCUGGACCGGGUCCCCGGAUCCGUGUCCGAGUUCCCGACGAAUACGGCAUCAGUGGAAACUUUACUCUGUGCGGAAUCGUCUUCCGGUUACUACUUUCAGCUGUCCCAGAUUCCGGUGACGAGGAGCAUGUUGACGUUUCAAGUGCGAGCGACGUUUCCGACCCCGGACGGUAGCAGUGUGGAGAUCUGGGAAAGCGUUUCCCGCCCAAAUACGACCGUGACGACCACGCUGAGACAGCACGCACCCUUGAGGAUAAAUUCCGGCCCGAGCAGCAGCAGACGCUUCAGCCAAUGCGGUUCGCAAGUAUCGCUCUCGAGCUCCGUCGUGGAUCCCGUAGGAAAUGUGGUUGUGGUUCAGCAAACUGCCGCAGCUCCUACAUCUUCUAGUUCCAACACGUCGAGCAGCGCCUCGGCAAGUCUUGUCGCGAGCACAACAACAGUAGCGCCGAUAACGAACACCGUGGCGGGCACCAUCAGCGAGAAAGACCUACUCACCACCAGCCCCUCGAUUUACCCCGCGCAACACGCGUUGGGGCAGUACUUCAACCAGCUGCACAGCGGCAACAGUCGGGUGCGGAUAAAAACCAUUCCGUCGCUGGGAAACGCAUACGUCUUGCAGGACGACCAGACGCAGGAAUUUCUCAUGUGGUCCCCCCUCGAACCGACAGACAACGUCUGGCUACGGGGCGGCUACAGGUUGGCAACGGUGUCCGCGAGUUGCAACGGGCUCGCCGCGGAGAGUUCCGCUCUAUACGGGGACGUGGACAAGGACGCGGCGGACCAGGCCGACGAGCUGUGGCAGACGAUGAUUUUGAUCGUGAUUCUCGCCCUCGGCUUGCUGUUCGGAUUUGCGCUUCUGUACAAUCUCGCCUUCCACCGUGAGGACUGCUUCUCGCGGUUGCGCUUAAUCCUGGUGCUGCGCUACAAUUGGAGCGGCAAUCUGAUGAGCAAAAACUACUACGAUUACUACGGCGAGGAGGUCGGAGACGACGUCGCCCUGACCUAUCCGAGCUACUGGAGCAUCGCGGACGAACGGAAGCUCGCCAAGGUGCAGCAAAAGAGCAACAGCGCGUUUCGCGCACUGGCCAACGGGCCGGCGAACGAGAAGCCGGCCAAGUCGAAAUCCAGCCAAGAUUGGCCCUCGAAGGACGACUACUACAUCCCCGCUUUGCCCCCCGGGGUCGAUGUCUACGAUCUCAUGGACCAAGACAAACAAAAUUCCCCCGGGAGAAACAAUGGAUCCCUACCAACCAAUAUCGCUAGCAAUUACGCCGCGAGCAAAGAACGCAACCGCAGUGGAAGCACAGUUGGGGAACAACAUCAAAGGAAGAACAGCCUGCUCAGCCUCGAGGGAAUUCCGCCAGACUUGAACAACAAUGGGACGGACCCCUCGCCCUUACCGAGUCCGUCCGUCGGCAGUGACCACUACCACAGCAAAUUGAACUGGGCGCCGAAGCGCACCAUGUCAACACAGCAGCGCUCGAACACCGGAGACAAGUUGGAGCAGCCGCCGAAGAGGCAGAGUUCGACUGGGUCUCCAUUGAAGCAAGCGCCGAGUUGCAAAUUUCACAUCUGCGACCAGUCGGUGGUGGAGGGGGUACAGCGCAUGUUGGACGAAACGUGGAAAUCAACCGCAACGAGGGACCGAAGACGGCUCGCCGCGCGGAUUGGGGGCAGCGCGCGGGUCCCAACGCGGUUGGAGGUGGGCUACGUGGCGCGCGUGGAAAACACCGCCCUCUGGCGGCAGUACGCGGGCUUGCGUUCCUCGAUGCUGCAGCUCAGCCGCGGGGUGGACCUGAAAAUCCCCGCCCACAAGCCCAUACCCCUGUCGACCAAGACCUGGGAGGCUGCGGGCUUGCCGCAACCGGAGCUGUUCACGCCCCUGAACGAGUUUUUGUUCUUUCACGGGACCUCCCCCUCCGCCGCGGACAGCAUCGCGAACGAGGGCUUCAAGCUUUCGCUCGCCGGAAAGCACGGGGGGUCGAUGUACGGUGCGGGCAUCUACGCGUCGGAGUCCUGCACUAAGGCGGAUGAGUACUCGCACGACGAGUGGCUGGAGGACGACCGGUACUGCGCGAUGCUGGUCCUCCGCGCCGUCGCGGCCCGCGUGUACUACACGGCGGACCCGCACCCGGACUCCAAACACAUCGAGUCUCUGUGCAAGUUCAACCGGUUUGACUCGGUUUUGGGGGAUCGCGAGAAAGCCCGGGACACCUUCAAGGAGUGGAUUUUUUUCAAGCCGGAACAGGUGUACACCGAAUACAUCAUUCGCUACAAGCGCAGGUACGACGUCCGACCGCCGAGUUACGGAGCGAAACUUUUGCACAACGUCAGCUACCGGGCGUUGAUGCCGGCCGGUCUCGGGGGCAGCUUCUCCGGCUUGAACGCGUCCAAGUACCACAAGCAGAUAUGGGCCGAGCACUUGGCUGCGGAGGAAGAUUUGAAGAUGAAAAAGAAGAAAGACACGACGAAAAUUACGGUGGACGUCGAAGACGCCAAGGGCAAGUACACAGCGGACAAGAAGAACAAAAAGGCCGAUGUGGUGAAGCGCGCGAGCAGUGUGGGCGGCGUGUUGGACGAGGAAACAACCGCACGCGAUCGCGAGGAUAGGAGUGGUGCCAAGCGGUCCUCUUUCCUGAACCGUCCUCCCGGGGAAAGAGACAAUGGCAGCAGCAGUAGCAAGGACAAAAACCCCACCCCCAGCACGACGUCGACGGACGGUGGCACAGCGGCAGAGCAGCCAGGGGGGGUGAGCAAGGCCAAAUCGAUCUCGGAGCAAGUCAGGGAGAGAGAAUUGCUGCAGCAGAAAGAAAAGGAAAAACAAGAAAACAGGGACCGCAAAGGCAAAAUCGCGACGGAUAGCAGCUCAGCAGCUGCGGCGAUAACCGCAAAAUUGGGCGGAAAUAAUGGGGCAGACGACGAUAAAAGAAGGGAAAAAGCUGCGAAAGAAAACAAGAGAGACAGCAAAACGUCCCGGCAGAAAAACAGCCUCACGGUCGAAAACGUCAAGCGGCAGAGCGUGAACCUGCUCCGGGUGGAGACGGACACGCCGGAUACCAACAGCAACCGCUCUUCGGUACCCUCAAGCAUCCUCGAAGGGACGCACGUGGCUACGACCCGGGUUCCAGUGCCCUCACCGAAACACGAGAAAAACUCGCGACUGCAGACCGAGUUCGCCUCGAGCUCCUCCGCUUCCGACACCGAGCACACGACCAAAGUGAAAUCUCCCCAGCGGGAACGAAAAGCGAGACUUCAAGACAUGUCGAGCGGGUCCGAUCUAGAGGCAACGCGGAAAACGCCGUCGAGCUACAGGGCAGGGCGGACGAAAUGAUGUCUUCGAGUUAUGCACAGCUUUACGCAUGAGCAUGAUGAGUAGAGCUGCUCACGCCGAAGAACGCAAUGCUCCGACACAGGUAAAAAGAAAAGGCUCUGUGGGUGCCAACGAACAUACGAUGCUCAACACACCAUGAAUUUACGAACUGCAACAUCUAUCUACGACGAAGACGCACUGAGUGUGACGUACUCCUGCAAUCUAUAGCUGCGCUGAUCCUUGUUUCGGUAUCUCAGUC
Molecule: messenger RNA, 7073 nt
Organism: Amoebophrya sp. A120
Lineage: Eukaryota; Dinophyceae; Syndiniales; Amoebophryaceae
Source: the annotation of a GenBank genome assembly